Messenger RNA from Pyricularia grisea, 2592 nucleotides. RefSeq lists its product as uncharacterized. The record is from RefSeq and is a predicted model, not a curated record. The coding region runs from base 397 to 2340 and encodes 647 amino acids. The transcript has 6 exons. Gene Ontology annotation, molecular function: protein binding. NCBI's taxonomy places the organism in Eukaryota, Fungi, Ascomycota, Sordariomycetes, Magnaporthales, Pyriculariaceae.
GUCUACUGUGUGUGCGUUCGACGACUUUCUUGAGCUGACUUGAAUUGGAUCAAACAAAAAUGCCUCUGUGACCAGCGGCGUCCAAUCUCCAUAAUACAACUUAUAUUAUAACUUGGCAAUGUUAGCACCCGGAGAGCCGGGUCCAUUCCACUUUUCCCGUUGGUGCCUCCCCGCGCCUGGAUUGACUUCUCCCCAUAGCUCUUGUGGUUUUUCUCACGACUGCAGUUGCUAGAUUGCGGUCUUGUCGAGGAUUUUUUUGGGGGGGGUUUCUUUUUUUCUUUUCUUACUUUCCUUCCUAGGGUACCUUUUUGAUUUUAUUCCUUUCCUUUAUUGUCCCUCGAGCUGGGUGCAGCUCCCCGUUGACCGUUACUACCACAAGGUGUCGGUGGCGAGGUCAUGGCUCACCGGCACCAGCAGCAGCCCUCGGGCGGUUUAUUUGGCUUUGGGAGUCCUAUGGAUAUGCAAAGCUCCCAGCCGCCAGUAUCGCAGGAUAACAGCGCGAUGAGUCUCGUCGACCCCUCAAUGCUCUCUCACUUCGACACACCCAUGCAGAUGUCGCUCGACGGCGACAGCAACGUCGUAAUGGCCGCGCAACAACCUUUCCAACGCCCGAUGGUUUCCAAUUUUGCUCAUUCAGGCACCUCCGCAUCCAUAUCGCCAAUGUCGCAAAAUGCGCAAGGCUUGGCAGCACGGCCCCAGGCGCGACCUGGCCAAAUCAAUAAUCCGUCACUACAAAACCACCACCAAGCAGCAGACUCGGGGUUUUCACUGCCUAGUCCAGACGAACAGGCAUCGCCCAUGUCUGGGGCUCUAACAGCUACAUCGAAACAGAAUUAUGGCGGCAUGCCACCACCUCCACAGCCUUCAUUACAGCAGCAAUCGACUGCGCAUGGACCUCCGGGAAGCAUCGUGACCGAGUACACCAAGAGGCGCGAUUGGGCCGCGCGAACCGCUGAAGAGCUCGCGGACCUUCAACAAAUCCUGGAUCAGGAUGGUCGCAUCAAAUAUGUGUCGCCAAGUGUGACAGCACUUACAGGCUACACAAAGGACGAGAUAUUAGAUGUAUUACUACAGGAUUUGAUCCACCCGGAUGACGUCGGGGUAUACCUCUCCGAGAUGCAUGAUGCAGCAGCUACUGGCGGAAGCAUACGCAUUUACUAUCGACUAAAGAAGAAGGACGGUACUUAUGGGGUUUUCGAGUCAACAGGUCAUGCUCACAUCGCAACCGCUCGGUUCUCGACAAAUCCAAACAACCAAUCUCAUUUCCGCCAGGCCGUUUUCCUCAUGUCGAGACCCUACCCAACGAAGAACGCCGAACUACUGGACUCAUUCUUGGAGCACAAAAUUGAGAACGAGCGCUUGCGUCGUAGGAUAGCAGAGCUGCGCAAGGAGGAAUAUGAAGACGGGGGCGAGGACGCGCAGAGGAACUGGCCCGAUGGUCGAUCAGAAAUGACAUCCGAGGAUGCAACAGUAUCCGUUUCCACGGGCACGACGCCACGGCAUGCACAGCAGCAGGCCCGCCACAGCAGUUUCGGUGAUGCCAAGGGUGUUGGCGGAGUACUGCCCUCGGAUGGCAAACUUGGCAGCGCGAUCUCUGGUAUACUGAACAGUGCACUGACACGUGAGAACCUCGAAGACUCAACCGCGCGCAACCGACAAGACUCGAUCAAAGACAAAAUGAUGCGUUAUGAGGGACACUCACACGCCGAGACCAUUGAGAUGUUGACGGGUCUCCGUUAUAAAGAAGGAGAACGAACCCACGGCUUCACAUCCAGUAGCGACCAAAGGGACUCGUCAGCCUAUAGUCACGAGGAGGACGACGACCUUCGUGGGGCUGCCCAUGUGGCAUCCCGCCACGCCGGCGAAUCGGGCGACGUCGGUCUUUUUAGUUCCAUCUUGGACACGAUCGGUCAGAGGAAGCAAAACGAUGAGAUUGACAAGGAAGAUGUCGACGAGGCUGCGGCCAUCAAGAACCACAAGAAAUACUUUGCGGGCGAUGGCCAAGAUGGGGACGUCGACGAGCACGGUAUGGGGACUGCCGCAGUCAUGCAAGCCCUCAAGAUGUUCACCGGCCAUGGUGGUUCUGCUGUAGGCGGAGGUGGCGUCUCUGGUACCCAUCAGAACGAGUUCAUCGGCCUUGCCUUGGGCGAGGCGAGCAAGCUCUUCGACAAGAAGGCGUCCCAAGGCUUAGUCCCCGAGGGUGCAUCCAAAGAAUCGGCUCUCAUGCAGGCCGGAGAAAUGGCCCUCAAGUUUUGCAUGAAAUCCAAGUCCGAUGCUCCGGCCACCGGACCUGGGGGUGCGAGUGGACUCAUGGGGCUUGCUUCGCAGUUUCUGAAGUGAGUUGGGUUCACUCUUCGAGAAAGUCAUGAUGUCAACACUGGAUUCGGGUAUAUUUACCGGUUUGAGUUUGGGAGUAUAUUCAGUAAACUACUACGUACAUCCCGGCUUCUGAAUCUUGUUUUGUGCCUGGUCGAAUGUAAAUCAUGACUUGGGACAAAGUGUCACCUAUCGUAGUAGACUUAUUCACCAAAAGUGGCGAUAAAGGGAUUGUGAGAUGACAUUGGGUCUAGAGCCUGCAAAAAAAUGCGAUAG